AUGGAGUUAGUGCUUUAUUGGGCAACUUUUGACACAGUAGAAGGCUGUGAAAGAGAGUACGAAAGGCCUGGGUGCUGUGGGUGCUACUUGCCUUCGAGAACCAGGAAGUCUGGUGAGGUGUUGGUGCACGUCCCGUCUGGCAGGGCACGCGACAUCGCCAGGACACGUGGCACCUUGACGAACAGGUGGAGAAAGCGCGUUUUCGGUUGUGUAAUGGCUACUUCCAUUGAAGAAUGCGUCCAGCACCAGAAGCUGCGUUGGUUGGGACAUGUGUUGAGUAUGCCGAACCAUCGUUGGCCGAAGAGAGCACUGUUUUCCAUGCCCAAUCCAGAGUGGCGUAAGCAAAUAAUUGCCCAACCCUUGACUUAG
Molecule: messenger RNA, 369 nt
Organism: Opisthorchis viverrini
Lineage: Eukaryota; Metazoa; Platyhelminthes; Trematoda; Opisthorchiida; Opisthorchiidae
Exons: 3
Coding region: 1-369 (122 amino acids)
Source: RefSeq, a predicted model, not a curated record